AUGUCGAAAAUGAACCAGGUACGAGCACAUGCACAUACUGAAGAAGAUGUGGGAAAGAGAGUCGAAGUCGCCCCUAACGAAGGAGACGAAGGCGCGACAGCGGAGAAGAACGCAGAUGACCUAGAAGAUAAGAAUGGCAAAUUAGACAGGGGGCCGGCAUCGAAUGUGGACCAACAGGAAAGAGGAGAGGACAGCAAGGCAGCAGAAACAGAGCUUCGACACGAGGAGAGAGACCAAUAUGUGAGGAAGGGAACUGGCGUUGACGAAAACGGGGGCGAACACAACAGCCGAACAGCAGCGAGCCAUUCCACACACGGCGAGAUUAACUGUGACGUAAAGGCAGGAGAUCUUCCUAGUGUUACCGAGGAUAAAGCCAGACACAGCAGGUCAGCCGAAACGCACGACACCACGGUGUCAAGGGCUGGAGAAGACACAGAAAAGAUAGUCGUGUGUGGUGAACUCGAACCGAGGGACAGGGGUAACGCACAAGAAGGGGACGGAGGAAACGAGGAUGGAUGUAGGAGGGAAAGCUUCGAAGAAUUGCAACAAGGGCGGUGGAAGGGUCUUUCACCGGUUGAGACGGAAACUGGCGUUCGAGAGAUGCCAUAUUUAUUUGGAGUUGUUGAGAGCAACAGCGGCAAAAAACGAUGGGCUUCGUCAGCAGAAAAGCUCAAUGAGGAUGACUUCCCUGGUCCGGUUCCUCCUCUACCCUCGUACAAGGCCACCUCUUUCUGCGUUUCAACCGUUCCCAGUUUUCCUUAUCUUCUGGAGGAAGAAGUGGAAACAAGGGAACUAGGAGAGAAAGAACCAGAAGGGGAACAUCGUGGACGAAGCAAGAGAGAAUUUCAAAUACGGGGAACACAAGUCAAUCAAAAGAUUGGAGAUGAACAGACCUGGCAACAAGAUCAAACCGAGGUGCAAGUGCUCAACAACAAAAAAGCCACUGACGGAGGAGACGAGAAGAUUAAUGAUUUUGACAGCAAGGAAGAAUACUUGGACGCAACAGACGGACGAGGCUUCGUCCACGUGGUGGAGGCGGUGAAGUCCAUCUCGGCAUCGUCGUCUCAGCCUUCAACGUCUGUGGGAUUCCUAAUGGAGAAUCAGGAACAAGAGCGUUCUUGUGGCACAAUUAAGAGGGGGAGAGAGCGAGGUCGUCAGCUGUGUAGCGAAUUUCACUCCCCAUCUGGGGGGGCGGUCCCUGCUUUUUGUCGUUUCGUUCCUCCCUCGACAGGACCAUCUCUAUCUUUCAUAGAAAAACAGUCAUAUUUCGCGAAGGAAAGCGCCACAUUCCGUUCGCUGUCUCGUCGUUGGACGUGGCCAGACUCUUCCUUUCCUUGGCCUAUUUUAGGUCGUGCUUCUCAUCCCCGUUCUGCUUCAGCUUCAACGUUUAUAUGGAGGCCUCCUUCUUCCCCAUCCAGUAAGGGCCCUCCUUUACCUGAAAGGAUGGCCAUGGCCUCUUCUCUUGCUUUUGGCGUCCGACGUUUGGAAAGGCCACCUCAAUCCUCUGCUUGCGGUGCAGAGCUUUCUCUCGACCGUGAUGUGUCCGGAAACAGAAAAAGGUGGUUGCGCUCCUGCACAAUAGGUGAAGGAAUGGACCGCGGCACAUCACGUUGUGGGUGGAGCGUAGACGAUCCGACACGGAAUCUGAGUUUCUUGAAAGUGAAAGAAAGGGUAUGGCCUCCGACCACACGACAGCUGGGACACCCGUCGAGGAAGUCUGUCCCUCUUCAGUUAGAGACUUAUUCUUCUUUCAUCCAAAGCAAGAGUGCGCCUCGGAUACCUUCUUGUCCUUCGUCGUUCAUCGGCAAAAGCAAGGAAGCCAGUUCCACGCCAUCGAAGCUAUUCAAAAGUCCUGGCCCGCUGCUGCCUCUUCCGAAGUACCAGGCCACUAACGAAUUGCUUGAUUUUGACAGAAAAGAAAAAGAGGUGGAGUUUUGUAUAAGGAGGAGAGAAGGUAGAGGUGGAAUGCAGACUCAGCAGCUUGACGAGAAGAAAGGGGGGGAAGACGGGGAAGGACAACGACCCACAAAGACGUCUUGUGAACUUCAGGUGCACCACGUAACCGAACGGGGGGAUACUCGAAAGAAGCACUCCAUGUACUGGCGAGCAAGAUGCCAUGGCACGUAUGGACCGGCAGGUGAUUGCAAAAACACACAGAGAGAUGACCCAAACUCUACAGGAGUGGAAGGACCUCAAGCGCCGAAGGGAAGUAUCGUGCUGCAUCAGGCGGGUCUUGCCCAAACAAAUCGGAGGGAAACUGAAGACGAACGCAAGGCAAGAGGACUCCGGAGCAAUAACGCAGGGCACAUGGCCAGCUGCAAGGAGACAAGCUGGUUGGGAAUGAAGGUCCUCAUAGCAAAUCGCGCGAUAUCGGAAACCAGUAUCACCGAUGCGAUGGAACGCCGCAGCCAGUCUCGAGGAGGCAGCGGCCUCUGUGAGAGCAUGAACGGAGAGAAGGAAUGCCGGAGCGUGAGACACCAGCAGAGCUUGACCCAAUCAUUCUCCCAAUCCUCAGAAAAGUAUCAUAUUCACCUAAACACUUCUUCCGCACAUCCGGAGACGAAAGCAAGUGAGACCAUAGGAAAGAAAGAGAGAGGUUCCUUUGAUCCUUUCUUCGCCAGUCAUCCUUUUACUUCCUCUUCGACAUCUGUGUUAUUCCCGUGUUCUUGCCGCGACGCUUCUGCUCCUACCCCAGGUGGAAGAAGAGAGGAAGUAAAUCACAAAGGACACAGUUGCGAAAACGAGAACUGGGAGAGCGCCGUGCGUAUAGAUGAGGCACAGGCCUUAGCCUCCAAAGUCCAUGGGCUCAAAAGGGGGCGAUCCCCGGGACUCCACAGCGCUGCAUCGAAACUGACAGUGAGAAAACUCUCGCAUUCCCGUUUUGCGUGCUUCUCUUCCUCACCUUCACCUUCUUCCUGUCGCCCGAGGCGUGAACCUAAAUACUUUCAGCGGGGAGGGCAAUGGAAAAAAGCCACUUCGGCUGCCGUCACCGAAAGGGCGGAAGAGAAAAACAGGAUCUUUAUCGUCGAGGAGAAGAAGCAGGAAAAGGCUGUGCGCGAACAAGAAGUGCAGACGGAGGACGUCUGCAUGUUUUAUGGUGGAAAAAAGGAGGAAGCCGACUCCACAGAGGAGAUGCUUCAUCAAGUCUCUUUUCCGCGUCGGUAUGCAGUGUCGUUAAAAAAGCACAGAAACGUUUAUCUGAAAAAGCAGAGUGCCCUUCUGGCUCGUCGUGUCAGGGUAGGCCAGACAUUGAAGUCAUCCUCACGGAAUCGAGCAGAUCUGUACGCGCCUCCGACGUCGCAGAGUAUUUUAAUCGAGCUGUGGAAUCAGGCGCUAGACAGAGUGGAAGUAGACAACAGGAAGCGGGAAGAGCACGACACAGAGCGCAAAGAAAACGGCAAGACGGAGACAGGCGGAGAGGCAGCAGUUUGUUUUGGAACGGCCGCGACAGCUUCCAAAACAACGACCUCUUUGAACAGCCAUUUGGUUUCCCAGUCGAUUCCGUUCUUGCCCAACACUGCCUCACUCAUUCUUCAGGUAGGGAGGGACGGUAGAAUAAUUCGGGUAGGGGAGGGAGGCAGGAGAGUAUCCUCAUAUAGCCGAGAGCCACGAGCGACAUCAGACGGGAAAGCAGAUUCAAUUGCAAGUAUUCCGAGUCAGGGAAAGAAGUGGACAGACGAAGAAGAAAGAACGGGUGUGAAAGAAUUUGAAGAGGGAUGGGAGGCAUUCGGGAUUGGAGAGGCCCUCUGGGAGAGCAAUAGCAGUGGACCGGAUCGGGGCUCUUGGAUACGGAUAGGGAAAGCAAGGACAGAAAAGCGGGCUGUGUCCCUUACCUUUUCUUCUCGACGGCCCACUCAAAGGAACCCGUCUAUCUCAGAAUGUCGAUGCAGCAGAUCUACAUCAAUCCGUUCUUCUUUCUUCUCUCGCUCACGUGGCGACACCGGCACAGAAAUUGACACAAAGACAGGGCAUGGGAAAAAAUUUCGAGCGGACGAAAAGGGCGAGAUGGAAGAGAGUAAGGAGACACAAAAGCAGAGCACUGGACGGGGGAGCGGAAACUCAAGGACGGACGACGCCCACAUAGAGUAUACAGAACAAAUGGGAAACAUGACGCACCAGGAGUGCGUGGAAUGUUCGAACCUCUCUAAAACGGCAUCUGCGAAGAAGGCUAACAUGAAGGAGGAAACAGAGGGGCAAAUGGAAAACGCCAAGAAGAAGAAUGUUGCCAAACGACGGAAACUGAGACGGUCAGCGAGAGCGCGUGAGAUAGAAGCAGCAAGAGGUCUGGAGGGCAAAGGAAAAGACAGUGUCGAGGCAGAACGAGGCAGCAGACAAAAGCUGAUGGCAUGCGUCAGAAAAGUGAGCUCACCUCCCGCUAUAACAUCCCGAUCACACUUGAUCGUUCAGUUCUACGGGGUCCUUAGGUACUGCCUAGUAGCAGUUUCCAUAACGCUCAGAUCCAUGCAAAUAAACCGCCGUUGCUUUCACCCGAAGGAUUUUUUUGUCAUUCCCAAAAAGUUGGACCGCCCUUUCGCUUUCGUCGGGCUCCUAGAUGCGAAAGAAACUCAGACACUGGAAGCAGAAGGAACCCCAGUGACGGUGGAGAUGGCCCCUUCACCCUCUCCCUCAAAUCGGCUCCUCACCAAUGCCCCACCUAGUGAAGAAGACACCUCUGACAGCCGUUCCACGUCCAGUGGAGAGCGAACAGCAGCCUCAUCUUCCGACAGUCUGAAGGGUUUGCUGGAGCUAUGGCUCGAAGAAGGAGACAAGAUUGCAAGAGAGGCCCGCCCUCCAAAGGACGCCUCAGAAUCUCCAGCUUCUCGCUCCAUUCCGUCGCCGGCGUCCUGCUAUGGGCUCCAUUUGAGAAGGCGACAUGAACCCCGACAGCUCUGCUGUCCACCGGGACACGGCGAGCAAAAUGGGUUGCCGGCAAGGCCCCCAGGAAGAGAGCUGCAACACUGGGAGGGACAAACGCUCUUCGCUGUUCCGCAUUUUGCAGGGGAAGGGGGAACGCCAGAAGCCGGAGGACACGGACAAGGGGAAGAAGCACAAGGCCGAGGAGAUGGAGAGGUGGGAUCUGGGGUGUGUGCGCCUGCUGUACUGGCUGUCUCCGUGGUUCACGUCAACAACUUCGUGUCCGUUGCAGACAGGAAUCACGGCGGACAGGAGGUUGCGCAAAGACAUAGGUCACAAGGGGAAGAAGCACAUAAGGUAGAACAGGUCUUUUCGCCAUCGGGGUGCUCCUCACCUUCCUGCGUGACUUCCGCCUCCGCAGUGAAUCCAGGAGUCAAGCAGCAGGCGAAGGACGAGGAGACCAACGAAGAGCAGCCUCCCAUCUUUAGUCAACCGAGAGAGGGAGAGUAUAUAUACGCCCAUCCCCCUCUCGAGAAAGCACCGACUUCCAGUUUCUCCUAUGCUUGCUCUCCUGUGCGGCCACGGGGACGGGAAGGGAACGCGCUGAAGCAAACUGGGUGGAGGUCUGGUCUUUGUGACCAGGACUCAACUACACGGCUUUCGUCGUGUGGGACCGUUUUUUCUUCAAAGGCAGACGCUAUGAGGGCUUCCGCUGACAGUGAGCAAGAGCUGAGGCAGAGCCUAUCUCAGUUCUGGGCAGAAGCGAAGAAACUAGAGGCAAGUUUCGACCGAAUCGACAGACUGAGAUUCGCCCUGGAGAGGCUCCAGUCCGACAGGGAGCAAAGACAGUACCGGAUGGCCUAUCAUGAAGAAGCUGCGUUGAGACCACCGAUGCGGAAGGUACAGUUCAGCGCUCAGUUUCAGUCAAGGCGCAGAUCCAUCUCCAGCGAGGAAGAGAGCUCUGAAGGCGAAGAACCGUGGCUGUGGCAAGAGGAACCAAACGGAGGACGAGUUCUUUGGAGGAAGGCGAAAGCUUUCAUCACUCGCCUCCAUCCUGCGCAAUGGUGUGAAUACAUGAUGGCCAAAUUGCACGCGGCGAGACACAGCGACUGGGAGACAAACGACGGCGCCUGGAGUUGGGAUGCUUCGCCGUCCCGUCCGCGCUUCCGCCAGCGAGCCAAGACCUUCCUACACCGUCACUUACUGGUCUAA
Messenger RNA from Neospora caninum, 6066 nucleotides. RefSeq lists its product as hypothetical. Lineage: Eukaryota; Apicomplexa; Conoidasida; Eucoccidiorida; Sarcocystidae. The transcript has 3 exons. The record is from RefSeq and is a predicted model, not a curated record. Bases 1 to 6066 code for a protein of 2021 amino acids.